GUGAUCUGGGUUGAGCUGGAAGCGGGGCGAAAUUUGACCCAAGGCGGCACCUCUGACCCCGUGGCCACAGUCAGCGUAGAGUGCAUAGGGCGCCUCAAGCCAAGCCUUAACCUGGCUAUGGGGCGGAGGAUAGAGGAUGUGAUCAUUGAGAAACUUGGGGUCAACAGGGACAGGAUCGUGGUUCGCUUCUUCAGCGUCCAGGCUUUGUACUGUACCUAUAACGGAGCCUUGCACGACAUUCGGAUCGACUACGACGAAGAUCUUUGAGUGUUCUGUGUAGACAGGGCUGCGCUUUCCGCCCCAACCAACCCCCACCCCCAAACAAACAAACGAACAAACAAACCAAAAAUAACCCCCAGCAACAAUAACAAAAAACCACAAAAAAAAA
Aplysia californica (California sea hare) is the source of this 388-nucleotide messenger RNA. Its product is annotated as MIF-like protein mif-2. Lineage: Eukaryota; Metazoa; Mollusca; Gastropoda; Aplysiida; Aplysiidae. Gene Ontology annotation, molecular function: cytokine activity; phenylpyruvate tautomerase activity. The record is from RefSeq and is a predicted model, not a curated record.